GUCGGAUGUUGACAGACCCUCUGCUGAGCUGCCGCCUCUGCCGCUAUCACGUUUCCUCUUCCACAGCUUGCUAGAAGUUUCCUGACACUCCACAAACGCUGGCAACGCCAUGGCAACCGAACGAAGCUUCCCCGAUAGCUUCAUAGAUGAAGAUCCACAGAGAGCUCUGGAGGCACUGAAUGAGGCCUUGCAAGGAGAUUCUGUGAACGCUGAGUGGUUCUGCCAGCGUGCCUAUGCCCACAUACUGCUCAAAAACUACAGCUGUGCUGUUGAUGAUGCCAAAAAAGCCCAGCAGCUACAACCCAGCCUGCCUCUUGCUUUCCUGAGAACAGGAAUAGCAGAAUUCCACCUGAAUCACUAUGAGUCAGCCCAUGCAUCUUUCACUCAGGGACACCAACUGGACGUGUCUGACAAAUCAUUUGAGGUCUGGAUUAAACGGUGUGAGGAGAUGAUGGGUGAUCGGACACAGAUCAGCAGCAGCAAUAGGACACCUGCGGUCCCAUCUGUGAAACAUGACUGGUACCAAACAGAGUCUCAAGUCAUCGUCACCGUCAUGGUUAAAAAUGUUCCUAAGGAUGGUGUGUGUGCCAGCUUCACAGAAAAAGAGCUCUCUGCCUCAAUACAGUUGGCAUCAGGGGAGAGUCACAACCUCAGCUUCCAUCUCCUGCAUCCCAUCGUCCCCCAACAGAGCAGCUUCAAGAUCCUCAGCACAAAGGUGGAGUUCAAGAUGAAGAAGACAGAUGCCAUCAGAUGGGAGAAGCUGGAGGGAGAAGGACAGGAGUCCAGCAUCAAACACUUCAAUCCCAACCAGUACCCAACAUCAUCUCACUACACCCGUAAAUGGGACAAGAUGGUGGUGGACAUCAGCGAAGAGGAGAAAAAUGAGAAGCUGGAGGGAGAUGCAGCGCUCAACAAGCUCUUCCAGCAGAUCUACUGUGACGGCUCAGACGAGGUCAAACGGGCCAUGAACAAGUCAUUUACGGAGUCAGGUGGUACGGUCCUGAGCACCAACUGGACAGACGUGGGCACUAGAAAAGUGGAAGUUAGCCCACCUGACGAUGCAGAGUAUAAGAAGUACUGAGCACCUCCUGUCACCUCUGUCCUCUCUCUCCCCUUUCUUUCACUCUUCUCUUACUUUUCAUUUUUGUCCAUCUCAACUUCCUCCUUUUCCUCGCAGUCCCUAGACGUGCUGUAUCUCUGUUUUGAUUGUUUUUUUUUUUUCACAAAGUGCAGGGAGCCUCUGUGUUCCCACUUUUCACUCAUUGCCUACUCUCUGCAAUAACCAACAGCCAGACGGGGUCAAUUAAUUUAAAUAAUCUUCCUCUUCGACGGAUUCAGUUAAAAGCUCUUGGACUUGAAAAGAGAUUUGUGACUGACGGACACAGACUUAAUUUUUCCUUCCUCCCUUUAGCCUCGCCUUUCUCUUCUUGAGCAUUUUCUGACCUCUAUUAUCAGCACUUGUAAAAAAAACUGUAAAAUUGUUUAAAAUAAGAACCAAUGGAGAAGUUGAAAUGACACCUCUGAUUGGGUUUCUUGGCUCAUGCAGUCUUUUCUGUACACUCAGUAAAAAGUCAAAAGCAAUACUGACUUGUCUGGAGUGUGUGUGACACGUCAUCCAGGGGCUUAUUACCGCUCGUUCCCUCAGUGUGAUUCAAGCUUCAGUGUAAAUAAAAGAUUUGUUGU
Cheilinus undulatus (humphead wrasse) is the source of this 1683-nucleotide messenger RNA. RefSeq names its product SGT1 homolog, MIS12 kinetochore complex assembly cochaperone (gene sugt1). Gene Ontology annotation, molecular function: protein-folding chaperone binding. Gene Ontology annotation, biological process: protein stabilization. The record is from RefSeq and is a predicted model, not a curated record. The transcript is spliced from 13 exons. Bases 110 to 1081 code for a protein of 323 amino acids. NCBI's taxonomy places the organism in Eukaryota, Metazoa, Chordata, Actinopteri, Labriformes, Labridae.